ACAAUGUUAGCCAGCCCUAUGUGUGUUGGGGUCUUCAGAGUACAGUAGUUGAGUGGUAGUUUGUAGCUGGAAGUUUGGAAGUGGGUUGACAUCUUCGUUGAGAAUUGUCUAAGAACAGUGGAAAGAUGGCGGCCAUUUUGUUGAGUGUGCGGAGCUGCUCGGCGAACUCCUCCUGGGCUGCCAGGUUUGCUGCCAGGUCCCUCAGCACAUCCUCCUGUCUGCAGGCUGAAGUGCAAGCAAAGAGCAAGAAGACGCUGGCCAAGCCCGGUGUGAAGAAUGUGGUUCUGGUGGACGGAGUCCGUACCCCUUUCCUUCUGUCCGGCACCACGUACAGCGACCUCAUGCCCCAUGACCUGGCAAGAGCUGCCCUGCAGGGCCUGCUGAACAAGACGGCCCUCCCUAAAGACGCGGUGGAUUACAUCGUCUACGGGACUGUCAUCCAGGAAGUGAAGACCAGCAACGUGGCCCGAGAGGCUGCGUUAGGAGCUGGCUUCUCUGAUAAAAUCCCAGCGCACACCGUCACCAUGGCCUGCAUCUCCUCCAACCAGGCCAUGACCACAGGUGUGGGGCUGAUUGCGGCGGGGCAGUGUGACGCCGUGGUGGCGGGGGGGGUGGAGUUCAUGUCGGACGUUCCCAUUCGUCACAGCCGUAAGAUGAGGAAGACGCUGCUCUCCCUGAACAAGGCCAAGACCCUCAGCCAGAGACUGUCCCUGCUGGGCACCAUGCGCCUCAGCCACCUGAUGCCUGAGCUCCCAGCGGUGGCGGAGUUCUCCACGGCGGAGACCAUGGGGCACUCGGCCGACCGGCUGGCGGCGGCGUUCGGGGUGACCCGUCAGGAGCAGGACCAGUUCGCCGUGCGCUCCCACUCCCUCGCCCUGCAGGCCCAGGAGGCGGGGCUGCUGAGUGACGUCAUCAGCUUCAACGUGCCAGGAAAGGGCUCCGUUUCCAAGGACAACGGGAUCCGGCCCAGCACCAUGGAGCAGAUGGCCAAGCUGAAGCCGGCUUUCAUCAAACCACACGGCACGGUCACCGCCGCCAACUCCUCCUUCCUGACGGAUGGGGCCUCUGCAGUCCUGAUCAUGUCUGAGGAGAAGGCUCUGGCCAUGGGGUACAAACCAAAAGCAUAUCUCAGAGAUUUUGUGUACGUGUCCCAGGACCCCAAAGAUCAGCUCCUUUUGGGGCCCGCCUACGGUACGCCCAAAGUCCUGGAGCGGAGUGGUCUGACCAUGGGCGACAUCGACGUGUUCGAGUUCCACGAGGCUUUCGCUGGCCAGAUUAUGGCGAACCUGAAGGCCAUGGACUCUGAUUGGUUUGCACAAACAUACAUGGGGAGGACAUCCAAGGUGGGGACCCCCCCGAUGGAGAAGUUUAACAUGUGGGGGGGCUCUCUGUCGCUGGGGCACCCGUUCGGGGCGACGGGCUGCCGGCUGGUGAUGACGGCGGCUCACAGGAUGCAGAGGGAGGGGGGGCAGUACGGGCUGGUGGCCGCAUGUGCAGCGGGGGGGCAGGGACAUGCCAUGGUUGUGGAGGCGUACCCGCAGUAGGGCCAGACGGGCGUGGCCGGGGGCGGGACGUGGGGCGUGGCUGUCUUCCUGUGAGCCUCCCCAGCACAUGUAGGAAGUGAUCCGUGUCUGGGGGAAAGGCCUUAUUUGUAAAUACUUCUGCCGCGUUGCCUUGAUGCUGCGUUUGGUGACAUGAUGACUCGUUGGUCCUCCUCUCUGUCGAUUGGUCAGUGUGGAGGGAUGCGGUUGCCGAGCGACAGGCAGACGGAUGUGAUGGUGGCACAGCCCGUUUACACCUCAAUCACACACACACACACUCACACACACACACACACACAACACACACUUUACAUUUUACAUUUACAACACUGCACAUUCACUUUCUGUUAACAGAAAGGUUUUUUUUUUGUAGUUUUUUUUGUUAUCUAAAUGCUAAAUGUUUCUGGGCAUAAAACAAUGGAAAGUGUUUGUUCAUAUUUAUCUGGUUUGAUGUCUGAUACACACCUCUGAUGCACACAUUUCUGAUGCCUUACGCCCCGUUCACACGACAGUGGCAGUGUACGAAGACGGAGACCGGGAAAGUGAACGUCUUCAUUUAACCUUGUCCCCGAUGUUUAGAGCUUUGAGUGUCCUUAUUUUUAAGGUUAAUUUGUCAUUAAUCAUUGCUUUAGAACACUGGAGAUAUGAACUUCAUUGUAACCAACAGUAAAGAUUACAGAUCCAUUCAUUGUAAUUAAAUGCAGCUGGAAUAUUUCUUCA
Messenger RNA from Conger conger (European conger), 2261 nucleotides. It is a transcript of the gene hadhb, whose product is annotated as hydroxyacyl-CoA dehydrogenase trifunctional multienzyme complex subunit beta. NCBI's taxonomy places the organism in Eukaryota, Metazoa, Chordata, Actinopteri, Anguilliformes, Congridae. The record is from RefSeq and is a predicted model, not a curated record. Gene Ontology annotation, biological process: fatty acid beta-oxidation. The transcript is spliced from 16 exons. Bases 126 to 1544 code for a protein of 472 amino acids. Gene Ontology annotation, molecular function: acyltransferase activity, transferring groups other than amino-acyl groups.